Amoebophrya sp. A25 is the source of this 1558-nucleotide messenger RNA. The record is from the annotation of a GenBank genome assembly. Lineage: Eukaryota; Dinophyceae; Syndiniales; Amoebophryaceae.
GUUUGGAGGCAGUCCGCUUCAAGGCGGUCCACUCUGACAUCGAUGAGUUGAAAUUUGUCACAACAUAGAUCUGCAACUUCAUUUCAAGUCCAAGUCGUGCAUUGCUCUCGUCGUUCUUAAUCCUCUUCCACGACUGCAUGCCACUGCUGUGCAGGCUGCAGGCAAUCAACGAGCUUCAACUGGUGCAGAAGAACAAGAUGUCGCAUUGCAGCGAGUAGAUGAACUACAGCCACGAUUACAUCUAUUGCCAAGAAAAACAACACCAAGAUCAACGAGGACCAGAGGCCUCAACAACCUCAACAAAUGGAACAAAAACCGCGAUUCUUACGAUUCCAAACUACGACAAUCACAGUCCAGAUCUACAGGCUGUUUUCAGCUUGGUGCGAAGCGAAGCUCGAGAAACAGCCGAGGUGUUUAGGUAUGCGGAAAAUAUGCUAUUGUUCCCUGACAGCCCGAAUCGUUGGAAAGUGAACCAUUUUUAUCACAUCAUAAUUAUAAUGAAGCUGCUGAUGCGGGACAACAUUUUCAUAAUGCACAACCUCGACGACCUACGUUGGCAAACAAUGUUAACGGUGACAAAUCCUGUUGGACUACAAAGAGAACCAGGUCCUGAGGAGAGCAAAGUAGUAUGUCCCAACAACUAGCACAACUUCCCCCCUUACGGCCUCACCUGAUGAAUGGAUUCCAGGAAGAUCUAAUAAAAGUCUGCGAAGCUGAGGGCGAUGGCGAUCUUUCACGACGAAUUUGCGCCGUUUAUCAUUAUGCUGCGGAUAUAGAACUAGAAGCACGAAAAAAUGUUGUUGGAAAAAUACGAAGGAGGGAUUACCGUGCUCCUGGGUUGAGACAGAUACCAAACUUCAAGUUCAAACAGACCAAUUGCAGCAAGAGCGUCAGUCGAAAUAAUAUUUAUAACGUUGAUCUUCUUCUUCUCCUUUUUAGAAUCUGAUGUAUCUGACUCCCUCUGUCCCCCGGGCCCCUUUUCCUCUUUCAGAACAGAAAACCAGCGUCGCGGAGAGUGAAGACGCGCAUUGGACUUGCUGAAGAAGAGGAGAGAGGGAGAAACGAUGCCACAAAACCUUCUGCAUGAGAUUGCAGUUAGAACGGCAUAGAACUACAGAGUUGAAGUCGACUUGAAGAACAAUAAUGUCGAUAUUUGUUAUAAUAUAGGAUCAUAUAAUAGAAAUUGUUGUUUAAUAUAAGUUUUGGAUUUGUGAGAGUGUUGUACCAAUUUUCGUUACAAGAGAUUUAACCGAUUCUUGCAAUUGCGAUCGGAUUAUUGACUGACUGAUCGAUCAGGUGUAGGUCAGGACUAUAAAGCUCUUUUUAUAUCAUCAUUGUGGUAUAGACCACAAGCUCAAGCGCGUGUCCUGUUGUACACAUAGCGAACCAUGGGAGACAAACUUCGUUGUUGGAGACCCUUAUUGCUGCAAACACAAGACUUCUGGAGAAAAAACAAGAUUCAUCGUCCGCUUCUACAAACAUUUUGUUUGUAUUGGUGUAUGCUGGUUUUUAGGGUUCCCUAUUCUUCAAAGUGAGCUGCAGAAGCAGAGAGUUGUAU